AUGUUCGAGGGUACGAGUACCGGGAACGGUAAUGGGAACAAGAUGAAUUUGCGCCUAGAAAUCCUGGAGGGUUUGUUGGCGUCGCUGGGUGAGGGAACGAACGCAAAAGUGAAUUCGUUGAAGCAGACGAUCAGGAGGAAUAAAAGCGAUAUGGCCGAUGAUGCUGCGCGAUCGCUCGAUUUGAUGCGACAGUCGGAGAUCACUGAUGAAUUUCGACAGAUUAUUGAGAGGCAUAUCAGGACUACGUUUUCACCGGCACUGGAAAAUCUGCGAAGGAAUGGACUGGAAGUAACAGACGACGAUAUCAAAUGUUUGUGUCGAAGUAUCCUUGAAGCAGCAAAGAAACCAUUUGAAGAUGGAAAGCAUCCUCAGUUAUAUCCAGAAAAGACGGUCGAUUCACCCGGUUUCCCGGCUGGAACAGAAUCGGACCUGGAAAGCGAAGCCAGUGUCGCAAAUUAUGUCGUUCAUCAGCAUCUGACAACGGCUCCUCUGCGUGGUCGAAAGCGUGGUCGACCUCCUAAGACCGAUAAUCCUGGUCGAACCGAUUCCCCAUACGUACACUGUAGUGAUGCUGUACCUGAAAUGGAUUUAUCGAAGUGGAAUCCGGAUCGGCUGUGUCCAUCAACACGCUUUAUCCUUGCAUCGAAAGUUUCACGGUUGUUAUUGUUACGUAGUAAUCGGAGAAUUUUCAUGAAAUAUCCAUCAGUUUUCAGGUACAGUAGUGAUGAAGCCGAUCGGAACUGGUUGAUUGAAAGUCGCUACACGACACGGUUAUCGGGGAAAAUCUACGUAAUGCUGCUGAAUGAUGCCAUCGAGAUUGCCGCCGCUGAAAAGUCGCAUUGUUUUUUUUAUUGA
Gongylonema pulchrum is the source of this 855-nucleotide messenger RNA. NCBI's taxonomy places the organism in Eukaryota, Metazoa, Nematoda, Chromadorea, Rhabditida, Gongylonematidae. The record is from the annotation of a GenBank genome assembly.